GAGAUAAAAAAUGAAAACAUUGAAUGAAUAUUUUCCCAAAGAAUGCUAAAAGUAUGACUUGUACAAUGGCUUUUGUUUAUACUUAUGUUUGUAUAUAUUUUUUUUAGUUAUUGCUAAAAGUUUUGCUCAUCUAGUGUGAACUGGUGUCAUUCAGCUUUUUCAAUAAAACGCUGAUUUCUUAACGCUAUAAAUAAGAUUCCAGUAUAAUCAUAAAUUAAUUACAUGAGUGAGUACAGUCCGUGAAUAUACAGUAUGAAAGACGAUAUACCGUACAUUUAGAAAAAACAGCCAGGGCUUUCGGCAUAUAGGAGCUAUGUUAGACUUUUACGGAGAAGGAAAACGACACCGGAAGUCGUGAUGUUUUGAUGGGCCCUGAUUGGCUGGAGGACUCGGACACAUCCUGAAACACAACGGCUUCAAAAUGCCUUCAUUUUUACCCGCGGUGGCUCAACAACUUUUCCGAGAUAUCCAGAAAACAUACCAGGAAACGUCCCAAAUUCCCGAUGACCUUCUAAUUGCGCUGAAGUUUGUCUUCGGGUCGUGUGCGUUACAGGCUUUGGACUUGGUCGACCAGCGUUUAGUCACGUGCCUGUCAUCUCCCAGCGGACGCAAGGCCUUCCAGGUAGUGGGAGGCUCGGGGCGUUUGUACACUUGCUUCUCGUCCUGUCACUACUGCCCUUGUCCGGCUUUCACCUACACGGUGCUGCGCAGAAAUGAAGGCCUGCUGUGCAAACACAUCCUGGCCAUCUACCUGUGUCAGGCCAUGGCUGUGACUCAGCAGGACAGCGUGUCUGAUCAGCAGAUGUCCACGCUGCUCAGCGGGACAGCGGCACUUUGACAGAAGCUGGACCAGAUCACCUGCUCCCACGGGGACACACACUGGGACACACACUGGGACAUACGAGAGCUGAUAUUUGAAAUGGACAGUUUCUUCACCUGUUUCCAUGGACAUUGGAUCUGUUCACCGACUACGAACAGUUUACUUUUCAGUUUAUUUUUAUCAUCGUCAGACCGAAAGCGAGAAUUUCUCCCGUGUGUCAUUUGUAAAUAGAAACUGUUUUAAGAUGGAGACACGAGGAAUAAAGACCGACCUUUUAACAAUA
Molecule: messenger RNA, 1103 nt
Organism: Mugil cephalus (flathead mullet)
Lineage: Eukaryota; Metazoa; Chordata; Actinopteri; Mugiliformes; Mugilidae
Gene: zswim7
Product: zinc finger, SWIM-type containing 7
Exons: 5
Coding region: 422-838 (138 amino acids)
Biological process (GO): double-strand break repair via homologous recombination
Cellular component (GO): Shu complex
Molecular function (GO): zinc ion binding
Source: RefSeq, a predicted model, not a curated record